AUGGAACUGCGUGUACACAUUAUUCUAUUAAUCAUCAUAAUUGUUAACUAUUCAACGAAUUCUGCAGCCUUUGCCGUUCUUAAAAGAUUAGAUACGAAAACGACAUCUGCAGUCUCAGAUAUCG
Molecule: messenger RNA, 124 nt
Organism: Dentiscutata erythropus
Lineage: Eukaryota; Fungi; Glomeromycota; Glomeromycetes; Diversisporales; Gigasporaceae
Source: the annotation of a GenBank genome assembly